CAGCAUCUUUUUCAUAAUAGAAACCACGCGUGAAAUUUUUUUUUUAUAAAAAAUUAAAAUUUAUUUGUAAUUCUUCCCAAAGUUUUUUAAAAUGUCAAAAACUAAACAAAAAAAAGUUCACAAAAGCCAAGAAAAUAAUCAACAGUCUGAUACUGAAUUUUCCUCCGAUUGGGAUGUUGAAAAGUAUCGCCGGGAAUAUGAAAGCGAAGAGCAUUGGCAGCUAAGAAAGCGUUUUAUGGACCUGCACAAAGAUAAAUUUCCCGAAGAUAGGUUGGUGUGUUUAGCUCAAGUAUUUACCAACAUGGAAUUUAUGGGCUGCAAAUAUCCCUCCGAAACAAUGCAUAUGGUGGGUGAGCUAUCGCAAGAAGUAGCCAAAGAAUUUAGAGCCAAUAGAGCGAAUCGUUUGAAGAGAACAUUUGUGACAGCGUCUGAUGCCGCCGAGGCCAGGGCCAAAGGACGUAAAUCGACGCAGCCAGCAAAUAAUGUACAGCCCUCGAGUUCAUUUCAAGCCAGUAACAAAAGAAAAGGAUUUGGCAAUGUAGCUGUAGGUGGCAAUGAGACUUCUGUGAAAAGGGCAUCAUCAGGAGUUGAUCUAUUUUCCGGUUUAAAAUAUGGCAAAUUUGUGGUGUAUCUACAUGGAGAUCGUAAUUGUCUAAGAUUAUCAGCACAACGCUGCAAUAUACAAUACGUAGAGAAAGAAGUAACUCUUGAUAAUGGUCGAAAACAGAUUGAAAUAAGGCUUAAUGAGCAUAUAGUGGCGACAGCUUGUGAAGAUAAUCUCAAGGCCUCUAAAGCAGAGGCAUUUCGCAAAGCAUUAACAACGCUACAAGAACAAUGCUACACAAUUAAGCAAAAUCCUUCUCGGGAUACCAUCAAAAUUGAGAAAACCGACAAUAAAGUUGUAUGUGGAGUUAUUAAAACCCAGGAAGAAGCUGAACAAAAAAUUGAUGACACAAAUAAGGGUUACAAAAUGAUGAAAAUGAUGGGUUGGUCAGGUGGUGGCCUAGGUUCACAGAAACAAGGCCGUGAAGAUCCUGUUGGAUAUUUGCUGAAAAAUAAUCGUGCAGGUUUAGGUAAUGAUGCCUGCAAGCUUGACAGAAAAUAUUUUAUGCAAAUGCUGAAAAAUUAUGUGCAAUCGGAUGACAUACGCGAAUUACAGUUUGAACCCACAUUUACCAAAGACGAAAGAGCCAUGUUACACGAAAUUGCCAAUAAAUUUAAUUUGAAAUCCACUAGCCAUGGUCAUGAUGAACAACGUCGUCUAAUUAUUUGUAAGAAAACAAUUAGCGAUAAUCAGAUAUUGGAGGAAAUAUUGAUAAACAAAAAUUCUCGUUUUAUUGAUCGUUACUUUGUACAAGUGCCGCAGUCAAAAAGUCAAUUAUUUCCAGAUUAUACUACCGGAUUGUCGUUGUAAUCUGAUUAGUUUUUAUGUGCUGUACAUUUACCGCUCUGCGUUAAUUGCAAGUUGUAAAAGUAAAAAAAAAAUGAAUUAAAAAAUAUAUAUAAGUCUAUAAACAAUUAAUAAUAAAAAUGUCUCGUGUUUUUUUAAA
Calliphora vicina (urban bluebottle blowfly) is the source of this 1550-nucleotide messenger RNA. Its product is annotated as NF-kappa-B-repressing factor. The record is from RefSeq and is a predicted model, not a curated record. Gene Ontology annotation, molecular function: nucleic acid binding. Bases 92 to 1414 code for a protein of 440 amino acids. The transcript has 4 exons. Lineage: Eukaryota; Metazoa; Arthropoda; Insecta; Diptera; Calliphoridae.